This is a messenger RNA of Chinchilla lanigera (long-tailed chinchilla), 2293 nucleotides long. It is a transcript of the gene Fggy, whose product is annotated as FGGY carbohydrate kinase domain containing. Gene Ontology annotation, molecular function: kinase activity; phosphotransferase activity, alcohol group as acceptor. NCBI's taxonomy places the organism in Eukaryota, Metazoa, Chordata, Mammalia, Rodentia, Chinchillidae. The record is from RefSeq and is a predicted model, not a curated record. Bases 471 to 1907 code for a protein of 478 amino acids. The transcript is spliced from 13 exons. Gene Ontology annotation, biological process: carbohydrate metabolic process.
CCCUGCAUGUGCGAGGACGCACGCCCGCCGCCCAUCACUUCUGAGGGGGACGUAAGUGACCGUCCUCAGCCACGUGCGCGGCCCGGCUCCGCAGCGCGCAGGGGAAAAGAGCCGAGCUGCGCUCCCCCCCAGGCCAGGCCCGCCCCCGGUCUCGGGGAGCCCUGCGGUCCCGCGCGGGGGAGGUGUCCGCCGCCCCGGCAGCCUGCCCGCCUCCCGACCUGGCUGCUCCGCUGUCCGCCGCGCCUCCCGGCCCACCGCCGCCCAGCGGUGACGUUUAGGGGGGCGAGGCGUGUGGCCGCAGAGCUCCUAGUAGGAAAGGCCAGAGUCUCUAGAUGUUUAUCAGCUAGCCUUCUACUUUAGGGUCGACGAGACGCGCAGUGGUGAAUUUCCCUGUCAUUGGCUCUGUUCCAUCGAAGCAAUUGUGUCUUGAAGCUAACUUCGUCCCAGGAGUAAAGGGUGGAAGGACUGUCAUGUCUGGUGAUGAGCAGGAGCCAAGCAGCUACUAUGUGGGUGUGGAUGUUGGAACAGGCAGUGUCCGUGCGGCUCUGGUGGACCAGAGAGGGCUGCUCUUGGCUUUUGCAGACCAGCCUAUUACCAAAUGGGAGCCUCAGUUCAACCACCAUGAACAGUCCUCUGAAGAUAUCUGGGCUGCUUGCUGUGUUGUCACAAAGAAAGUUGUACAAGGGAUCGAUUUAAGCCGGAUUCGAGGACUUGGGUUUGAUGCUACAUGUUCUUUGGUUGUCUUGGAUAAGCAAUUUCGCCCUUUACCUGUGAACUAUGAAGGGGAUUUCCAUCGAAACAUCAUCAUGUGGCUGGACCACCGAGCCAUCAGUCAGGUCCAAAGGAUCAACGAGACCAAGCACAGUGUCCUCCAGUAUGUGGGAGGCCUGAUGUCUGUGGAAAUGCAGGCCCCAAAGCUCCUGUGGCUGAAAGAGAACUUGAGAGAGACUUGCUGGGAUAAGGCGGGACAUUUCUUUGAUCUACCAGACUUUUUAUCGUGGAAGGCAACAGGUGUCACAGCACGGUCUCUCUGUUCCCUGGUGUGCAAAUGGACAUACUCAGCAGAGAAAGGCUGGGAUGACAGUUUCUGGAAGAUGAUUGGUUUGGAGGACUUUGUUGCUGAUAAUUACAGCAAAAUAGGAAACCAAGUGCUACCUCCUGCAGCAUCUCUUGGAAGUGGACUCACACCAGAAGCAGCAAGAGAGCUGGGCCUUCCCGUUGGCAUUGCGGUGGCAGCCUCGCUCAUUGAUGCCCAUGCAGGAGGGCUAGGAGUGAUUGGUGCAGAUGUGACGGGUCAUGGCCUCAGCUGUGAGGGACAGCCAGUGACAUCACGGCUGGCUGUCAUCUGUGGAACAUCCUCGUGUCACAUGGGGAUCAGCAAAGACCCGAUUUUUGUACCAGGUGUAUGGGGGCCUUAUUUCUCAGCCAUGGUCCCUGGGUUCUGGCUGAAUGAAGGUGGUCAGAGCGUCACUGGAAAAUUGAUAGACCACGUGGUGCAGGGGCACGCUGCCUUCCCUGAACUACAAGCCAAGGCCACCGCCAGAUGCCAGAGUGUAUAUGCAUAUUUGAACAGUCACCUGGAUCUGAUUAAGAAGGCUCAGCCUGUGGGUUUCCUCACUGUUGAUUUACAUGUUUGGCCAGAUUUCCAUGGCAACCGGUCUCCCUUAGCAGAUCUGACUCUAAAGGGCAUGGUCACUGGAUUGACACUGUCUCAGGACCUCGAUGAUCUUGCCAUCCUCUACCUGGCCACGGUUCAAGCCAUUGCUAUUCAUGAAUGGCUUCAACAAACCCUGAAGAACGUAAGCUGGAACUGCUGUGCCUUUUGCUCCUGCUUUGCCCCAUCCUUCCUCAUUUUCUCCACACCAGUUGAGAUUCCAUAUCCUCUGGCCCCAGAUUCCCCUCUCUGAUACCUUCUUCCUCGGAGGCACCCCGCACCCAGGGAGAAAUUUCUGCUCCCUCUUGUCCUCAUAAUGAACUAUGUGUACUUCUUUUCUAUUCACUGGGGACCGAGUUUCCUACAGCGUGGUCAUUCUUACUCUAAAAACUAUAAUGUUGACUCACAACUUCUCUGCAGCCACCUUUCACCAACUUCUUAGUGGUGAUACCAAGGAAGGGCUCUGGUAGAGAUCCUGGGCCUUCAGAUCCUUGACCUUUUGUCUCCCCUGACUUUCUCCUCCCUCCACUUGGGCAAUUCACAUGCAUGCACUCCAGUUCACACACCUAAGACACACCAUCUCCCAGAAAUUGCUCAGUCUCUAAACAUCUCAGAGGCUCUGUAUACACCCUCAAUCCU